GCUAGCGCUGGAGAUGUGCCCAGCACGUGAGCUUCCGACUAAACGCACGCACAUCUACACAGACGGCAGUUACAACGGCACCCCACACACAGCAGCCUGGGCAGUGAUCAUUGUCGACGAGUACGACGACGGGCGCAGCUCACGAGGCCCGUUCGGCGUUCGGGGUUUUGUUGCUGGCAAGGUCACCGAGACUUUACACGACAUGGCUGACAACGAGAAGGUGGCGGCAUAUACGGCUGAGCUCACGGCAGUGCUGUGGGCACUCAUGCGGGCCCUCGGUCAAGACACCACCGCCCCCAUCGAGAUUACGCCUGACGCCCUCAACGUCACCAACCUGGCCAAAGGAGAUGCCCAAUGCCACGUACAUCCACGGCUUGGCGCCGCCAUUCGGUCUCUUGCUGGCCUCCUCGAAGAAGCUCGACCUACUCAGUGGCACCACAUUAACUCGCAUAUUGGCCACCCUUGGAACGAACUUGCAGACGGAGUAGCAGAUCAAGCUUCGACCACCGACCUGAUGGACCCGAAUCUAGCAGCAGUGCAGGCGAUCGCGCACAACAAGUUUCUAUCCUGGGAGUGGUUUCGCUCAGCGCCUGAGGACGUCAAGGCCGCCUACCCUCCCAUGCGAGAUCAGGCCUUCAUCAUCGGGGCCACCCAGCCGCAGGCAGCCCCCAGUGCUAUCCAGCGGCCCAUCAGCACGACCACCACCAAGGCCGACCUCAGCUUGAACAUGUGCACCUACAACUGCAGAUCACUCAAGGCCGCCGUUAACUUCAAGUCGGGCAAAGGCAAGGCGGCCAGCAAAAGCAGGCAGAGCAUUCCCAAGGUUACACACCUAGCAGCACAGUUCUCGGACAUGGGCCUCCACAUCGUGGCCCUCCAGGAGACGCAGAGCGACGGAGACGUCCGCAACGUUGGAGAUUAUGUCUGCUUCUCUUCAGGCCACGCGCAGCAGAACAGAGGAUGUGACAUUUGGCUCAACGUCUCCCAGCCGAUCAGCGUGGGCGGGGUCGCGAGGUACCUAAGCGCCAAGGACACCCUCGUCGUCCACCAGCACGACAGGCUCUUGAUCAUCAAGACCCGCGUGGCAGGCACUGACAUGGUCAUCGCCUCCGCGUACGCCCCCCACGAAGAAUCCCAGUCGGCUGAGAAGACAGAAUUUUGGGAUUCCGCCCAGCGACUGGCCGCCAAGUACCACGUGGACAUCUUCAUGGGGGACCUGAACGGGCGGCUCGGCGACUACGAGUCCCCAGGAGUUGGCACCAGUGGGUAUCCUGAACCUACCAAUGGCAACGGCAAGCACAUCAUAAGCUUCGCAGCCGACACCGACAUGGAAGUCAUCAACACCACGAAGGAUCCAGGAAACAGUUCGUAUACGCAUAUUGGAUCUAAGAGGCAGCGCCACAGGAUUGACUACAUCCUGGCGAGCUCCUCUAUCGCCCCGUACGUGACGAGCUGCAGCACGGAGCCAGGGCUCGACCGAGGCACCGCUGCACAAGACCACAUACCAGUACUCACCACCCUUAAGUGGGCCGUCAGCAAGACCACCAAGGCCUCAGGGCCGCGGCCCGACCUGACCAACCUAAACAACGAUGACGCCAAGGCUAGAUUCAAGGAGAUUAUCAAGCAGGCCCCGAUCAUCCCCUGGGAGGUGGACGUCAACACCCACUGCGAGGAAGUCACCAGAGUCGUCAACAACGCGGCCAUCCAGGCCUUCGGCAAGGCCGUCAAGACAGCUCGGAAGCCCUACAUCACCAAGACCACCAUGGGCCUCAUCCGAGCCAGGCGCCUCGCACUUCGAGUCCAUCGUGCAGUGCUUAGAGGAGAAGCCCAUGACGACCGACCUGGCCGACUAGUGGCCCACGCCCACUCCCUUCUUGGAGGCGAGGUCGGCGACUCAUUGGCCCUGUGGAGCACAGAGCGCGGCGACGACGACGGCACCAUCCACGACAUCCACUACUAUUCGCACCUCCUCCUGCACUGGAUGAUCUCGCCCAUGGACUACGCCAUGGCCAUCCACUCCCUCCUCACUAGGUCUGGGCUGCUCACAGCCUCGGCCGUCGAGAAGGACCGCAGCGCUUUCCUCAGCCGGCUAGCAUCAACGGCGUCCUCCGCCUCUGCUGCGAACGACGCGGCGGCUCAGUGGAAGGCUUAUCGGGACCUGCUGAGGUACGGCGGCAAGAGGGCGCGGUUUCCAGCAGGCAAGCCGAUGAGACUGGACCAGAACGGAGAGGUGGUCCACAACUCCCAGGACAUGGCGGACCAGGAGCUCAACCAUUUCGCGAAGAUACAGGCAGGCAAGAUCGUGACAGCGGGCGACCUCGCCCACAAGUACAACCAGGACAGCCAGGCCAGGCCCUUCCAGGGCACGCUGGACCUCUCCAUGGUGAUGCCCCUGUCCGUCUGCCAGGCCCAGUUCGCCGCGGCCAAGGCUGGGACGCAAGGAGGCCCUGACGGGAUCACGAACGCCAUCCUCAGGGCGGCACCUGCCGAGGCAGCUGCGCUACUUCACCCGCUCUUCACCAAGGUGUCGACCACGGUGCGGGAGCCGCUGAGCUUCAAGGGCGGAGACCUGGUCGCCAUCCCCAAAGGCAAGGGCGACCCCCGCUACCACCUAGCAUACCGUGAGAUCCUCUUGAACAACGUCCUGGGCAAGCACCACCACAAGUACCUGAGGACCAUGCUCAACGCCACCCUCGCCAUAGCGCUGGAGGACAUCCAGGUCGGCGGCCGGCCCAAGAGAGGGGCCGACAUGGCGGUCCUAGCAGCGCGCCUCUUCACCGAGAGAAGCCAGGCCCAAGGGAAGUGCUCCAUGAUCAGUUGCUACGACCUAAAGGUGCUCGACAACCUAGAAGUUCCCCUGUGGGCCCAGCCGCAGCUGGAGCACCUCAUGGCUAACCCAGGGAUGCUCGACACCGUGCUGGAUGGUUCCCACCUGGCUGCCCUCAUUGCCGAGGGGUAUCGAAACAGGUGGACAUCGCACCGAUUAUCCCAGAGCUUCAUGGCGCCGCACAAAGGCACGAGGCCUGGC
This is a messenger RNA of Prorocentrum cordatum, 3028 nucleotides long. Lineage: Eukaryota; Dinophyceae; Prorocentrales; Prorocentraceae. The record is from the annotation of a GenBank genome assembly.